Molecule: messenger RNA, 523 nt
Organism: Vigna umbellata (rice bean)
Lineage: Eukaryota; Viridiplantae; Streptophyta; Magnoliopsida; Fabales; Fabaceae
Product: heavy metal-associated isoprenylated plant protein 47
Source: RefSeq, a predicted model, not a curated record
UAAAAUGUCAACACAACUGCAUCUUCUUCCAUUGUCAGUUCUAAGAUAGAGAAGAGACUCUCAAAAUGAAGCAAAAGAUUGUGAUGAGGGUGGAAAUGACUUGCCAAAAGUGCCGCACCAAGGCACUCAAGCUUGGUGCUGCAGCAAACGGUGUGAACUUUGUGGGGUUAGAGGGAGAAUCGAAAGAGAAGUUGGUGGUGAUUGGAGAUGGUGUGGAUGCUGUCAAGUUGACGAAUUUAUUGAGGAAAAAGGUUGGACAAACGAAUAUCAUAAGCUUAGCAGAGGUCAAGGCAAGUUAGAAGAAUGAAAACAUGAUCAAGAGAGAGUGAAAAACCUUGUUCAUUUAUUGUGUUUCUUUUCAUUUUGAUGUGCUUCUUUAAUGUGUUUUUAUCAGCUUUUUUUGUGUUAAGAGGAAUUAGGCAUUAGCAUCGUGUUGCAUGACCUUCCAUUGUAAUGCCAGAGAGAAACAGAGCAUUUUUGGAGUUCUGUAAGUCAAGAUAAAUUUAAGGAUCAUAAAUAUAUC